CCAGGCAGGUGUUCAGCUCAUACUGUGUGAGAGAGAUAGAGAGAGGGAACCAGGGAGAGAGAGCGCAAGAGAGAGAGCGAAAAACAGUGAGGACAUGGUAAAAGGCUAAAGGGCUGACUGAGAGGAAUAUAUAUAUAGAUAGAUGAGGAGAUAGAAGGAGGGAGGGAAGGCUGGAGGCAGACGACACAGAGAGAGAGAGAGAGAUAUUGUUGUGAGAAUUACAAGAGAAGCAGACUCAGACUCCCAGACAGUGAAAGAAAGAGGGAGAUAGAAAGAGACGUGUACACCAUGCUAAGGAGGAAGAGGAGCGUGUCCUUCGGAGGGUUUGGAUGGAUUGACAAGAGUACUGUCAGUGCACUCAGAGCACGGAAGCAGGAGAGAGAGCUGCUGACCAUCUCUAACGUUCCCCUAGCAGACUGCCCCCCCUCUCCCCCGCGCACCGCACCCCCCACCAUGAAGUCUGCCCAUUUCUUUGACAUGAUGGAGAAAAUGGAGCAGGUACCAGAGGUAGCAGAGAAAACAGUGGCUGGUCCUCAGAGACUGAAGGAUGACUACAUCCCAUACCCCAGGAUAGAGGAGGUGCUGGAGAGGGGUGGUCCGUACCCCCAGGUGAUCCUGCCGGAGUUUGGGGGAUACUGGAUCGAGGACCCUGACGCCCUCGUCCCCCCAACCCCUUCUCUGUGUGACAGGGGGGACGAUGGAGGGGGAGGAGAAGGGGAAGAGGGGGACGCUGCCCAAGUGGGUUAUGGGUACCGGCUGGAGAGUAACGACGCAGCACGUGCCUACAGGAAGCACUUCCUGGGCAAGGAGCACUUGAAUUUUUACUGCGUGGCCAGUAGUCAUGGCAACCUCAUUAUGUCUGUGAAACACGAGGAAGUGAAGGGUCAGGAGUAUAUACACGUCAUCCUCAGGUCAAGGAUGAAGACAAUGUAUGAUAGGAUCUCUCUAGCAGAACUUCCUGAGCUGCCUAGUGUCCCUCACCUAGCCAAGCUGCUGUGUGAGGAUGCUGUUGGUCUCCGGUUCAGUCCAGUUCUGUAUCCCAAGGCCUCCCAGCUUAUAGUAAGCUAUGAUGAACAUGAGGUGAACACCACCUUCAAGUUUGGGGUCAUCUACCAGAGGUUUGGACAGGUUUCGGAGGAGGAGUUGUUUAGAAACAGUGAGGAGACGCCAGCCUUCACUGAGUUCCUCAGUUUACUGGGAGAGACUGUAGACCUACAGGACUUUAAAGGCUUCCGUGGUGGUCUGGAUGUAUGUCAUGGUCAGACAGGUUCACAGUCAGUCUACACAGACUACAGAGAACAGGAGAUAAUGUUCCACAUCUCUACCAAGCUGCCCUACACAGAGGGAGACACGCAACAGCUCCAGAGGAAGCGACACAUAGGAAAUGACAUCGUAGGAGUGGUGUUCCAGGAAGAGGCCACACCCUUCGUAGCAGACAUGAUUGCCUCAAACUUCCUCCACGCCUUCAUACUGGUGCAGGUGGACAACCCCUGUACCCAACACACCACCUACAAGGUGUCAGUCACUGCCCGAGAGGAUGUUCCUUCAUUUGGCCCACCCCUCCCCAGUCCAGCAGUGUUUAAAAAGGGUCCAGAGUUCAGAGAGUAUCUGCUCACCAAGUUGAUCAAUGCAGAGAAUGCCUGCUACAAGAGUGACAGAUUCGCCAGGCUGGAGGAGCGGACGCGGGCGGCCCUGCUCGACGGUCUACAUGACGAGCUUUACAGACACACCCAGCACAUGCUGGGAGUGGGCGUCGGCCCCGAGGAGGAGCGGGCGGAGAACGGCCACGGCCACGGAGGUCUGCUGGAGUCCAUCAAGAGGGCGAUGCGAGGAAGGAGUGUCUCCAUGGAGAUGAUGGCAAAGGGUGGAGGAGGUGGCAUGCCCACCAGUCUGAGUGGAGGGGUUCUGCCCCACAGCAGCUCUGAUGCGACUAAUGUUAAGUCUCCAGUGAAACGUCGCUCUGGUCUUUUCCCUCGCCUGCUCAGUAUAGACAGCCAGACAGAGAGACAUAACCACAAUCAUCGCAGUCUCCAUAGUGACCAGAGAAGCUUUGAUACUGGCCACCCUACGCAGGAUGUGAAGUCAGAGACCCUCUCUAACCCCAGCUCUCCAGAGGCCUGCCCUAAGGAAAGGCCCAGCAGUGUAAAGUUGAAUGAGUGCAGUGCCAGCAGGACUAACGUCUGCUGCUCCUCAUCUAGUACGAGUAGCUUCAGCAGCGCAGCAGGAGAGGGAGAGGCCACCGACACUGACCCUAACACUCUGGCACCCUCAGUGUUCCCCUCUGUUCACAGCCCCUCCCUCACUGUUGAAGGUCAGAGUUCAGGGACCCCUGUCAUUAUGUGCCGCAGCCCCACAGAGUUAAAGAAUAAGAGCUCUCCUAGGUCCAACUUGAAGUUCCGUUUUGACAAAUUGAGUCACUCUGCAGCAGGACACUAGGUGAGAAACUAGGGAUGAAAGAGAGAUUAAACAGUUCCAACAGGAUGGAGGGAUGAAGGAGAGUACAUUAGGGAUGUGUGGAGAGAAAUAACAAGAGAGAGAGGAUUAAAGAAGAGAAGUGGCUCAAGAUGGAUGAUUCAGUACACACUACAGAUGUACAGUGGAAGUUUUAGACCCAGGCAAAGCUGUGCUCUGCCUAGUGGGUAACGGUUCUUUCAUAUUCAGCAGUCUAUGUGGGUGUUUCCUGAACACUGAUCAAAGUUCUAUGAGUGGCUCUAACAUCGGUCCUUGUCAGCCACUGUACUGCAUUCAAUACCACACAGAACUGGAAGGCAUAGAUUAGAUUCCACAUCACUAAGGCCAGGAAUUUUUCCUGACCAGGAAAAGCUCUGGCCAUAGGCAUCACCAAUGGAGGCAAUAUUGAUGUCAAGACCGCCAUCUUGGAAAAAUAGAAAAAUAAUAAUGGCUUGCCGUACAAAAUAAAAUGUUACAAUCUGAGGGUCCCUGGAAUUUCUACACUGAACAAAUAUAUACAUGCAACAUGUAUAGUGCUGGUCCCAUGUUUCAUUAGCUGAAAUAAU
Messenger RNA from Coregonus clupeaformis (lake whitefish), 3017 nucleotides. RefSeq names its product rap1 GTPase-activating protein 2. The transcript has 25 exons. Gene Ontology annotation, cellular component: cytoplasm; plasma membrane. The coding region runs from base 289 to 2436 and encodes 715 amino acids. Gene Ontology annotation, biological process: activation of GTPase activity; regulation of small GTPase mediated signal transduction. The record is from RefSeq and is a predicted model, not a curated record. NCBI's taxonomy places the organism in Eukaryota, Metazoa, Chordata, Actinopteri, Salmoniformes, Salmonidae. Gene Ontology annotation, molecular function: GTPase activator activity.